AUGUCUCUCUUCGUUCUGGCCGAGACGCCGGCAGGCUACGGUCUGUUUAAGGCUGCCGACAAGAAGCUGCUCAAGAAUGACAACCUCGCCGCCGAGAUGGGCCACCCCGAGAAGCUGGUUGAGAUAAUGUGGAAAGAUGGAAGGGAAAAAGGAAAAAUAUCUAAUCUGUCAAUCACUGUCGAUUGUAGGCUCAAGCUCAAGAAGUUUGUCAAGUUUGACAGCGCUGCUACUGCUCUCGAAGAGGCCGCCGCCCUCAAGGAGGGCAAGGUUCCUGAACUCCUGACGUCGCUGCUCGAGGACCUCAACUCCGAGAAGAAGGCCUCUCUGGCCGUUGCCGACAUCAAGCUCGGCACCUCCAUCUCCAAUAUCCCCGACUCCAAGAUCACCCCCGUUGCCGGCUCCAACACAGUGGACCUGUUUCGAGGUAUUCGUGAGCACCUGUCGUCUCUGAUCCCCGGCCUGGCUACCGAGAACGUCGACCGCAUGGCCCUCGGCCUCUCGCACUCCAUGUCCCGCCACAAGCUCAAGUUCUCCGCCGACAAGGUGGAUUCGAUGAUCAUCCAGGCCGUCAAGAUGCUCGAUGACAUUGACAAGGACCUCAACGUAUGCGCCAUGCGCACUAAGGAGUGGUACGGAUGGCACUUCCCCGAGAUGGCCAAGACCCUUAACGACAACGUGGCCUAUGCCCGCGUGGUCCUGGCCGCCGGCAUGCGCUCCAACAUUGCUGAGACAGACCUGUCCGAGGUCCUGCCCGAGGAGCUCGAGACGGCCGUCAAGGCUGCCGCCGAGGUCAGCAUGGGUACCGACAUCACCGAGGCCGACCUGACCAACAUCAAGUUCAUGGCCUCCGAGGUCGUCAAGUUCUCUGCCUACCGCUCGCAACUGUCGUCGUUCCUCGAGAAUCGCAUGCGGGCCAUUGCCCCCAACCUGACCGCCCUGGUCGGCACCCUGGUCGGCGCUAGGCUGAUUGCCCACGCCGGCUCGCUCAUUAGCCUGUCCAAGGCUCCUGCCUCUACCAUCCAGAUUCUUGGUGCCGAGAAGGCCCUGUUCCGCGCCCUCAAGACCAAGCAUGACACUCCCAAGUACGGUAUCAUCUACCACUCGUCGCUCAUCGGCCAGGCCAACGGCCGCAACAAAGGAAAGAUUGCCCGUGCGCUGGCCGCCAAGGCGGCCCUGGGUCUGCGCGUCGACGCUCUGGACGAGGAACUGGACGACAAGGACGAGGAAGAGCGUUCCGCCCUCGGCCUGACCAACCGUAUCAGGCUGGAGAAUCGCAUCCGCAAGCUCGAGGGCAAGCCCCCGCUGCCCCGUGGCGCCAACGUUAACUCCGCCGGCGAGAUCUUCAGUGCUGGCCAGUUCACCCUCAAGGAGACGCGCCGGUACAACACCGACGCUGACGGUGUCGACGAGGAGUCGGCCGUCAACGGCAACGCUGACAAGAAGAAGAGCAAGAAGGACAAGAAGGCCAAGAUCGAGGUUGUCGAGGAGGAUGUCUCAGACGAGGAGAUGGACGACGGUAGCGACCACGAUGCCACCACCCCGGCCAAGAAGGUCGCUAAGCUCUCCGAGGAGGAGUACGAGCGUCUGGCCGAGCAGUCCGGCCUGUCUGUCAAGAAGUUCAAGCGCAAGUACGAGCGUGGCGACGUGACCAUCAACGACGAUGGUACCCCCCGCAUCUUCAGCAAGAAGGAGCUCAAGAAGCUCCGCAAGGCCGAGGGGAAGGCCGGCUCUUCGACGCCUUCCAAGGCUGCCGCCGCCCCUGAGGGCAAGAAGAAGCGCAAGCAUGACGACGACUCAGAGGAGGACGAGAAGAAGAAGGAGAAGAAGCAGAAGAAGAAGAAGCGCCAGUCUCUCGACGCAUAG
Geosmithia morbida is the source of this 1863-nucleotide messenger RNA. Its product is annotated as nucleolar protein 58. The transcript is spliced from 3 exons. Lineage: Eukaryota; Fungi; Ascomycota; Sordariomycetes; Hypocreales; Bionectriaceae. Bases 1 to 1863 code for a protein of 620 amino acids. Gene Ontology annotation, cellular component: small-subunit processome; box C/D methylation guide snoRNP complex. The record is from RefSeq and is a predicted model, not a curated record. Gene Ontology annotation, molecular function: snoRNA binding.